Messenger RNA from Aspergillus vadensis CBS 113365, 732 nucleotides. RefSeq lists its product as uncharacterized. The coding region runs from base 129 to 662 and encodes 177 amino acids. The record is from RefSeq and is a predicted model, not a curated record. The transcript has a single exon. NCBI's taxonomy places the organism in Eukaryota, Fungi, Ascomycota, Eurotiomycetes, Eurotiales, Aspergillaceae.
CGCGGGGUACAAAUCUCCCACAAGGACGCGAUCUUCCAUCAUGACAGCUUCAUUUGCCAAUAUUCUUCCCUUGUCAUCACACAUCAACUAUUUCAGAAUACCAAACCAACCCUUCUCCAAUAAGCCAAAUGGUCAAACCACAAGAUGACACUUCACACCCGCCUAAGAAACCAUCACCGGUGAAGGUAAAGGCCAAGCCGGCCACAACCACCAAGGCCAAGAAAACGCCAUCUUCGAAACCUACAAAGCCGAAGCCAGUACAGGCAAAGUCCAAUGGCGUGGCAGCAGCGAAGCCAAAAUCUGCCGUGGUCGAGCCUAAGCGGAACCUAUGGGAAGAGGCGUGGAUGUCCGUCGAUGUGGGCGACGCGAAUAGGAAGCGUCUGACUCAAAAGUGGCAAGAUAGGAACAUAAAUCGGAUGGGAAAGCUGCCCAAAGAGUACGUAGAAGGUGUUAUGAAUCUGACUAAAAGCAAACUACGCAUUCAUCAGGAGCGAUGGCCGUCAAAAACGAAGGGAAACGCAUAUGAUCGUGCAAGUUCUAUCUUGAAAUCGGUCAUGACCGUUCAGGCGUUGGGCGAUGUGGUCGUUAAAUUUGAUCCGACAGGCUAUGCGUCUAUUGCAUGGGCGGUGGUUUCCUUUGGUCUGACGGUCUGUGAUCAUUGACUUAGUUUCUUACAGGAUGGACAUAUGAUUGACUUUUGCAGCUUAUCCAAAACAACCAGGAAAGGAUGCA